UUUAGGCCCCUACAACCCAGGAUUACCCAUAUAGAUCUCUAGACCUCUACAAUGAAUUGGAUAAAAAUAAAAUGUUUAAAUGAUGCUAAUUACUUUAAUUUAGACAAAUUAGAAUUCUAAAUCCUAAAUAUAAACUUCAUCUGCUGGCUGCUGCAUGCUUCUUUUUUCUAUCCAUGCAGAUGUGGUCAUGAUUCUUCUUUAACAUUACAAAUUAAACAAUAUACAUUCUUUUUGAGUGUGCAAUUACAAAACACCUUGCCUGAUCUUUCUUUCAAUUACAGCUGCUCGUCAUCAUAUAAGCCAGGAAAAGAUCAUCAGUGUUAUUUUUUUUGGAGACUCUAUCCUUCGUUUUUUGGAUACAAAUUUAUUGACAUUUGGGAAUGAAUAUCCAGCACAAGUUUUUUGUUUCCCUGGAACAACAAUUAAAAGUUUGAGACAGGAUAUCAGGAACAUAUAUGAAAAUACUUAUGAUCAUAAUAUAUCGCAUGUUUUUAUCCACGUAGGAACAAACAAUCUUAAAAGUCUUAUUUGGGAGAGAGAGAGAAAACAUUUGAUCUAUUUGUACAAUACUCUCAAGGAGGUAUUUCGCUCAUCAUCUAUAAUCUUUUCUACAAUUUUACCGCGUUUUGACUGUGAUGAUCUGUAUUAUACAUCUAUUUUUUUUAAUGCUGAACUUCUGAGAUUGUGUCAAACACUUCCAGACUGUACUUUGUUUGAUGCAAACAGUGACCUUUUAGAUAUUGGAUUAUUUAAUUCAGAUGGACUUCAUUUGAACAGUCCAGGCAAACUUAUUUUUGCUUCUUGUGUUCACUAUUUUUUAAUUGAGAAUUUUAAACGCCAGUCGGAAAAGAAAACAAGGAUCAGAAGUGUUUUGAUUCCAUGUGAACUAAAAGAAUUAUAUACACCGAGACCACAAAAAAAGAAUCAACAAAAUGACAGUAAACAACAGGAAAUAAGAAACCCCGGCGCUCAAAAAGGAAAGUUCCAAGGAAACGACUUAAACGAAAGUCAAAAUGCAAAGACAUUGAGGGGUUUCUAUACCCCAAAUAUCCUGCAAAGGAGCCUGUGCCACCCAUCUUGCCCCCAAACCAACAUCUCCCUGAAAAGCUGCCAACUUUCAUCCCCUACAAUACUGCUUUCCAUGUUCAUCGUCAUCUACCAUCAUCGUCGUCAUGUCAACUCCCCUCACCACCAACUCCUUACAUCGCAUCUAAAAAAAGAAGAAAGAGGGCACUGAAGAGGAUACAGAAAGAGACGAAGGAGAAAGGCACAAAGAUGUAUACAGAUCAUUCCGCCAACCAAUCACCUUCAAGUUGAAAUGGAAAUAGGAACCAAAGGACCAUCACCUCCACCAAAUGAUCAUCCACCUCCACCAACUGAUCAUCCACCUCCACCAACUGAUCAUCCACCUCCACCAACCGAUCAUCCACCUCCACCAACUGAUCAUCCACCUCCACCAACUGAUCAUCCACCUCCACCAACUGAUCAUCCACCUCCACCAACCGAUCAUCCACCUCCACCAACUGAUCAUCCACCUCUACCAACUGAUCAUCCAACUCCACCAACCGAUCUUCCACCUCCACCAACUGAUCAUCCACCUCUACCAACUGAUCAUCCAACUCCACCAACCGAUCUUCCACCUCCACCAACUGAUCAUCCACCUCCACCAACUGAUCAUCCACCUCCACCAACCGAUCAUCCUCCCAAUGAUUUGAAUAUAGUAAAUGAAGCACAAAGAUGUAUAUAGAUCACGCAUCCAACCAAUCACCUUCAAGUUGAAAUGGAAAUAGGAACCAAAGGACCAUCACCUCCACC
Molecule: messenger RNA, 1815 nt
Organism: Lytechinus variegatus (green sea urchin)
Lineage: Eukaryota; Metazoa; Echinodermata; Echinoidea; Temnopleuroida; Toxopneustidae
Product: extensin-like
Exons: 3
Coding region: 1319-1747 (142 amino acids)
Source: RefSeq, a predicted model, not a curated record